This is a messenger RNA of Cercospora beticola, 1832 nucleotides long. Its product is annotated as Rho4-like protein. Gene Ontology annotation, molecular function: GTPase activity; GTP binding; protein kinase binding. The record is from RefSeq and is a predicted model, not a curated record. Gene Ontology annotation, cellular component: cytosol. Gene Ontology annotation, biological process: small GTPase-mediated signal transduction. NCBI's taxonomy places the organism in Eukaryota, Fungi, Ascomycota, Dothideomycetes, Mycosphaerellales, Mycosphaerellaceae.
CGCGUGUCUGUGCAAAAGAUGUCCAUACUGACCGCAUCUCUCAGCCCAAUUCGCGGGGCGCAGACAGCACCGCCAAGCGGCAUCGAACUGACUUUCGUCAUCGGCGCUGCGAGGAGCGGUUGCUGCGCCAACAUGGGGAAACAUGGCGAGCCGCGACGCAGCUGGACUCGAAGCGCCCAACACCCGCCCAUUAUCACCGCAUUCUCCCGCCGAACACUCGACUACAUUCCAGUCUCCCUUCACAUUCUUCGGCAUAACAAUCCAGCGACACGCCCGCAUCGAUACCGCCCAGCAUGACCAUCAGCGCCGUCGGAGGCAACGCUUCGUACGACCAUUUGCGCCGCAAGAACAGCAGCAAGUCCUUCCUCGGACGCGGAGACAGCUAUCGAAGGAGCACUCGCGGCAGUGACGGAACCGUAAACACCACGAGCAGCGCACGAACCAACAUCACGGCGCCGCCUGAGUACAGCAAGAAGUUUGUGGUGGUGGGAGAUGGAGGCUGCGGCAAGACGUGUUUGUUGAUCAGCUACAGCCAGGGAUACUUCCCAGAGAAAUACGUGCCCACGGUCUUCGAAAACUACAUCACAACUGUCGAGCACAAGCAAUCAGGGAAAGGUGUCGAACUCGCCCUGUGGGAUACCGCUGGGCAAGAGGAAUACGACCGUUUGCGACCGCUUUCCUACCCGGAGACAGAUCUUCUCUUCGUGUGUUUCGCAAUCGACUGCCCCAAUUCACUCGAGAAUGUGCUCGACAAGUGGUAUCCAGAAGUCCUGCACUUCUGCCCGACAACGCCCAUAAUCCUUUGCGGUCUCAAAUCCGACCUCCGACAUAAGCGCACAUGCAUCGAGCUUCUCAAAACCCAAGGUCUGACACCCGUCACGAAAGAGCAGGGCAAGACUGUUGCACAAAAGAUGGGCGCCUUAUACAUGGAAUGCUCCUCCAAGGAAGCCACUGGCGUACAGGAAAUCUUCGACACCGCCAUCGACAUCGCCGUACGAGGCCAAGAUGAGCUCGCCGACGACCGCACACGUCUGGGCAGCAGAGGGAGCCAAACGCUGCCUGCCAAAAAGAAGAAGCGGAGUAAAUGCUUGAUUCUCUAAACAAGUCCGUCACUUUUCUGUUUCGCAUGCAGGUGCGUUGCGAAUAGAGAUGAUGAUGGACUUGUUCUUGAUUAUUUGCAUUUAUUGACAGCGAGUCUUCCCUUCCUUUUAGCGUAUCAAGAGAACGAACACGAGAGAAUCCAGCCUCGACCUCCACUGCCACCACCACAAAGUCCUCACGAGAGGCUCCCUCAGCGAGUCAAGACGGUCGCUAGAGUACACCAGCAGCCGCCGUUGCAGCUUAUGCCCGAACCUCCGACUCUAAUGCAACAUGUCGGUCAUUUUGGGUUGCUGUUCAGAGGGAUGGGACGCCUCAUUUGGGGAUCACCAAGACGUCGUUAAUCAGGCGUUCUUAUUGUCGUCGUCACAGGGAGGAGGAUGGAAUCAGUGCAUUGAGGAGGAACUACAUACCAGCAGGCAGCAGCAUUGGAGCAUAUUCCCUUUCACAUCUGCUUAUUUUUGGCGCAUGGGAUUGAUUACAUGAAUUGGAUGCGAAGUCUGUGGUAUCGAAGAGAACACGAGGGUCUGGACUCGGGAGGGAAUGGAAGAUUAUAGGUAUGAUGAUUAUGUUUUUGAAUAUCACGAGACGAUUCGAGGGACGUAGUGUCCUCAGAGUCGGGGAACUGUCGCGUCCUCGUGCGGGCAUAUGAGGAAGCGGCGAUCUCUGACUUGGGAAGGAGGGGUGGCGGUUUGGAGUUUUGUGUAGGAAUUAUGAUGAUUCUUGACGAGACG